Molecule: messenger RNA, 2172 nt
Organism: Penicilliopsis zonata CBS 506.65
Lineage: Eukaryota; Fungi; Ascomycota; Eurotiomycetes; Eurotiales; Aspergillaceae
Exons: 4
Coding region: 306-1934 (542 amino acids)
Biological process (GO): positive regulation of autophagy; negative regulation of TORC1 signaling
Cellular component (GO): vacuolar membrane; GATOR1 complex
Molecular function (GO): GTPase activator activity
Source: RefSeq, a predicted model, not a curated record
UGUUGAACCUUGUUCCCUGUAAAGGACAAAAAUACUCCAUAAUACUACUCCUUGCAGACCCAGAUGUUCGAUAAGCGGGCGGUCUUCGAAAGCUUCCCCCACCUGUUCGACUCUCAACAGCGACAAUCGCAUGUCUCUGGUCGAUUUGCCCUCGACAAAAUGUUGUACUGCGUCAAAGAAUUUUUUCGGUCUAAUCGCACUGUCUGCAUCCUCUCGUGACCUCUCCAUGAUCUUGUUCGACGCGUGAAUGCGGGCAAUUCUCCGCGAUACCAAGACAGACACCUCACACUUCUAAACCCGUCACCAUGAUCAAAGCGAUCUUCUACAGCAAAUUCGACACCUUGGAGGGUCCUAAGGUCGUCCACCAAGUCCCCGAUGGAGCCAUUGUCCCCUCCGCAACCGCUCCCUCGCAACCGCUCUUCCUCACUUUCUCCGACAUUUCGUUCUUUGUGAUUCCCCGCCAGGAACUCUGCGGCAAUCUUAUCCAGGUGUGCUCGAAUGGCUAUCGCAUACUGGGGUACCCAAUCUGCAUGUCAUCGCCGCGGUACGACCGGAACGAGUUCAUCUUCAACUUCUGUAUCGUCUUGGCCGAAGAAGAGGAUUUCAGUACAUACCGGAGUGUGGUGCAGAAGCUUGCAGAUCUCAUGCAUGGCUUGGAGGAGCAGAAUGGGUUUCUUUCGCGAGAUUUCUCCAAGAGCGGUGAGGGAAAGGUGUACAGCCUAUGCGAGAUGAUGAUGGAGGACUUGAACAACUACUGCGAAUGCAUGAUUCCAAUCGAUGAGUUGAAUACUCUCAACAUUAAGCUUUUCCCGAGCUAUCACCCACCCCCACCAGUCAAGGCGUGGCAUGUUCCGCUGUUCACUGUCCGCUACCAUGCAUUUAUGGAUGACAACUGGGACCUGACGAUGCAAAGGAUCGUUCCGUACAUUAAUGGUGUCAACAGCGUCCGCAUAAUUUCAAUACUGGCCAACGCCGACUUCUCCCUUACCUGCCGUGCCAUCCGCCAUCUUCUGUACUACGGGUGUCUAUUCAUUCUAGACAUCUUCUCGUUCUCUGCCAUCUAUGCCGUUACUGCCCAGUUCAAUAGUACCAUCGCAUCGGACGAAGAGAUGCAGCAGGAAUGUGCCCGAUACGUCAACACCCGCUUUUCUCCACACCAUGGCCUGAACAUAGCACCGCCUACCGGGCCAGGCUCUGUCGGAGGUCCCAUGUCAAGCUCCCGCAAUGAAAUGAUCCCAGUGAUCUCUAACGGGCACCACCCAGACUUAGACGACGUGUGGCCGGCCAUUGGUGAUGCCGUAGGCGAAACCAGCACAAGCAGUAAGGGCAGUAUAAACAUAGGACCCGAAAGCCGGGAUAUCGUGGACGGUGUUGGGAUAGUCGAGCUCUACGCAAGCCUGAGGCAAGGCCAGAACGUCAAACAGUGGUAUCUCCAACACAGCCGGCAACUGGCCAACAUCGAUAUCCGCCGCUUCAUCACCUUCGGCAUCAUCAAGGGGUUUCUCUACAGAGUACACAAGUACGCCAUUGCGACGGGGAACCCGGCUCCCCCUCUCAAGUCGGAGGCCUCGACCGCCAACAAUUCUCAGCCGGUUUCGUCAGCAUCCACGGUCAGAGACGGAGGUGCCGUGAGUCCAUAUGCUGGCAGUGUGAUCGAUGAGUCCGGGCCUAUCCCUGGGGGCAUGGUUACUAGUCGUCCAGUGAGUGAUCGCGGAGACGGUCAUAGCCGGGAGCCCUCUGCGUCUCUUCGCAGUGGGAGUCGAAACGGCGCCCCGGAUGAAGAUGAAGAAUCAAUCGACGACAGGGCGCUAUCUAAGUAUCUGGAUGGGAAGCAUUCUUUCGAUCAGAUCUGCACAGAGCUACAAAUAAGCGAGAAAGAACUGACUGGAAGGCUGAAGCGGUAUCACGGGGAAAUCCUGAUCAUCCAUAGAUGAUGAGGAGGACCAAGAUUGAUCAAUCAGUCAAUGCAGGCAAUUUGACGAGAAUCUACCCAAGAAAAGAAAUACAAUUGAGCAGCCUUGCAUCAAUUGGUAUCUUCUGUAUAAUAUGUCUAAAUGGAUACAAAAAGAUACUGAGUCAUGAGAUAUGUCGAGAAAGAACAACCUUAGAAUACUGAGGUGUGUUCGCCAAUCAGGCUGAGGUUCAACUUUUCGAUCUUCCGUCUGGUUCUCA